AUGCAUUCAAGUGAUUCUUCAUCACCGCAGGAAGAAAUGGCUUCUACCAAUCAAUCGGAGCCAAUUGGCCCAAACCCUGAAAUGCAUAAGGAAAACGAUCCAAGCCCACUUGAAAUGUCUAAAAAUCGUCCUUUCCAAAUUGAAAGUUCCGGCUACACAUCAAAGAAACACCAGAUUUAUCUUGAAGAAAAGUCGAAAAACCUACAAAUUCCAACAGCUAAAGAGUGCGAACUCACACCAAAGUAUAUGUUUGAAGAGGCAGUUUUUAUUCUUCACAUGUGCUACAAUUGUAGAGUAUUGAAUCGCACACAACCCGCCCCACACAUUGACGAAGACUAUCAGAAAAUUGUUCCACUACCUCCAUCGCCUCUGCCAGCAACACCAACAGUGAGGAAGUCUAGAAAGUCGAAAGCUCCAAAACAAUGGGGAGUGACGUUGCGGGAACAGCGAGCCACCUGUUGCAUUUUUCGUCGAUUCCAUCUAGGCCGACCGUCUGAAGAUAUAGUGAAGCUCCCCGCAUUUCAUACACACAAACAAGAGCCAGAGAGAAGACCAAUACUUCAACGACAGUUUGGUGUGUCAGGUGAUGACGUCACUGAAGAGCUCAAUGAUUCAUUUUUAAGUCUUAGAAUAUAA
This is a messenger RNA of Caenorhabditis remanei, 636 nucleotides long. RefSeq lists its product as uncharacterized. The transcript is spliced from 4 exons. The coding region runs from base 1 to 636 and encodes 211 amino acids. Lineage: Eukaryota; Metazoa; Nematoda; Chromadorea; Rhabditida; Rhabditidae. The record is from RefSeq and is a predicted model, not a curated record.